CGCGCAUGGGGAAGCUGAACUUCGCCGCUUGAGCUGACAGGUUCCGGAGAGCGCGUGUUCAACUUGUAUCACGACAAAUUCAAGCUUUGAAAUCAACACAAUGGCUGAAAUGAAUGGAAAACCAGCAUUUGAUAAACCUAAGGUUGAGCUACACGUGCAUCUCGAUGGGGCCAUUAGAUUAAAGACCGUUUUAGAUGUAGCCAAGCGGCGAGGAAUCAGUCUACCUGUGAGCAUGGAGGAAGAACUGAAAGAGCUGUGCACAGUGAAUGAGCCGGCCACACUCACAGAAUUCCUUGGCAAGUUCAGUCACUUCAUGCAUGUCAUUGCAGGGGACAGAGAAGCCAUCAAGAGAAUAGCGUAUGAGUUUGUAGAGACAAAGGCCAAAGAGGGAGUGAUCUACGUUGAAGCCAGAUACAGUCCUCAUUUUCUGGCCAACAAGGGUGUGGAACCUCUACCUUGGGACCAAAAGCCAGGAGACAUCACUCCUGAUGAUGUGGUGGAUCUGGUGAACCAGGGAUUUAAAGAGGGAGAACAGGCCUUCAAGACCAAAGCCAGGUCCAUUCUGUGCUGCAUGCGUCACAUGCCAAAUUGGUCUAUGGAGGUGGUGGAGCUGUGUAAGAAGUUUCAUAAAGAUGGGGUUGUGGCCAUAGACUUAGCGGGAGAUGAAUCCAUGAACUGCGAGUCAUACCCAGGACACAAGAAAGCAUUUGAGGAAGCCGUCAGAAGUAAUGUGCACAGAACAGUUCAUGCAGGAGAAGUGGGUCCUGCCAGCGUUGUGAGAGAGGCUGUUGAAGUUCUGAAAGCUGAACGCAUUGGGCACGGAUACCACACACUUGAAGAUCAAAAUCUCUACAAACAACUGCUUCAUCAAAACAUGCAUUUUGAGAUGUGUCCAGUUUCUAGCAGACUGACAGGAGCCUGUGAGCCAGACUUCACCAAACACCCUCUCAUUACAUUCAAGAAGGAUAAAGCAAACUACUCCUUGAACACAGAUGACCCAACCAUCUUUAACUCCACCUUGAAUUCAGACUACGAGGUGGUGCAGAAAUACAUGGACUUCACUGAAGAGGAGUUCAAGAGACUGAAUAUAAAUGCAGCUAAGUCCUGCUUUCUUCCUGAAAAGGAGAAAGAGAAGCUUCUGAAUCAACUCUAUGAGGCCUACGGCAUGCAGAAAAGCACCAGCUUUUGAGAACAGCUCUGUUGUCAACAAAUAUGCAGCGAACAAAGCCUUUCAGGACAUUUGCCUUUUCACAAGUGAAUGUGGGUCCUGAUUCCUUGAAACCUGAAAAACUCAUGCACACAUUUUCUUUCCCAUAAAGGCCAUAAAUCCAUCACUCAACACAAAUAAAACUAUAGAAGUAAACAUGACAUUCAUCAAAAUGUUACGUCAUUCAUAAUUCAUUAACCACAUUUAUAGCAUAAUGGUUUCCGCCAAAUGCUGUUGCCUUUCAUCUCUAUGAAUAUCUACACACAAGUAUUGCAAUUUCUGUAGCAUGAACAUCACGUAUUUUGUUUUUAUUGCAUAUUUACUCAAGUUUAAGCCACUAUACUUUACACUGUUCUCAUUAUAUGCACAGUAUAUUAUCAGAAUAUAAAGACAAUGUCUUGCUAAGUUGCAUUUCAUAAAAUUAAGGGGAUAGUUCACCCAAAAAAAAACUUACAUAGUUUUACCCUCCUCAAGUGGUUCAUUCAUGAGUUUCUUUCUUGUUGAACACAAGAGAAGAUAGUUUGAAGAAAGCUGAAAACCUGUAACCAUUAACUGCCAUGGUAUGAAAAACAAAUAGCAUGGAAAUCAAUGGUUACAGGUUUUCAGAAUUUUAAAAAUGUUCUUUUGUGUUUUGUGAAACUGUAAUAAGUGUGAGUAAAUGAUAACAACUGUCAUUUUCAGAUGAACUAUCCCUUUAAAUAGUACCUAAGCUGUAUUACAAUGGUGAGUGAGAAUGCGUGUAUUCAGUAUAUUAAACCAGAACGUGUCUGGUGCUUAUUUGAUGUAUAUGCAUUAGAGGAACUUUUGGAUGGCAGUUUAUGAUAAUCACUAAUAACGAUGUUAUCAUGUUACCAAGUGUGAUGACGAAAUGCUGUGCAAAAUCCCUCAAGAUCGUGUCAUUCCUUUGAUCUAACACCAGAGGGCAUUUACCAAAAGUGGAUUAAUACAACUCAGGUUUAGAGAUUAAGCUGCCUUUUGAAGAAUAAUCGUCAGGUUUUACUUUUCUAUUGUAUUAUGUGAACCGCAUACUCUGUGAAGGAAUGGACUAAAGCUUUGUCACUGUAAAGAAUAAAUAAGAAAACCGUGUAUCAAUACAAAUAAAUUUCCAGCUGAA
This is a messenger RNA of Danio rerio (zebrafish), 2321 nucleotides long. It is a transcript of the gene ada, whose product is annotated as adenosine deaminase. Gene Ontology annotation, biological process: purine ribonucleoside monophosphate biosynthetic process. Gene Ontology annotation, cellular component: cytoplasmic vesicle lumen; anchoring junction; lysosome. Lineage: Eukaryota; Metazoa; Chordata; Actinopteri; Cypriniformes; Danionidae. Gene Ontology annotation, molecular function: deaminase activity; 2'-deoxyadenosine deaminase activity; adenosine deaminase activity. The record is from RefSeq and is marked provisional.